Messenger RNA from Pocillopora meandrina, 20833 nucleotides. The record is from the annotation of a GenBank genome assembly. Lineage: Eukaryota; Metazoa; Cnidaria; Anthozoa; Scleractinia; Pocilloporidae.
CAAUAUUCCCCGAGCGAAUACGCAAGCCUUUUGAUCCUUGAAAGCUAAUAUAUGCAGCGAAGUCUCGGCGUUCGUUAAGAGCGCGCUUGCGCAAUUAAACAGCGUGUGCGCGACCCCUUGUAUUCGAUCCUUUUCAGUGAUUAAGUGCACUGUGCACUGCAGGAAAACCGUACUCUCUGGACUCUGUUAAUAAGUUUAGCACCUCUUUGAAUAUCUAACAGUUCUUUGUGCUCCUGUGUUGAAAAUCCACCAGGUACGGGAAGCGGUGAUGGUGAAGAUUCUACUUUUGAUCGGAGCCCUGUGCUCGAUGACCGUUACUAGUACAGGUUAGUGUGUGUUCGAACCUAUUGUAAAUAAGCGUGUCAACUAUUUUGGUAGUUCUCUACUAAACGGUUUUUUUCUGUUAAAUGGUGGCCGCUCAUAGGUGUCAAAUUUCCAAAAUAUUCAUACCUUAGCUCAAGAUCUGUGCGAUUACUCUAGCACGGGAAAGCCGUGUCGAAUUUUCGUUUCUUAUGCCACACCUUGACAAGAUGUGAAUGAUUUGAAUUUCGUUUCUUUGGAACACUGAGCAUUCAUUUUAUCGCCGCGAUUGCUGUUGUGCGGCAGAGGCAAGACCAAGCUAGGACCCCAGGAGUCCAUUCGCGUUUGAUUUGAAAUUUGAGCCCUAAAAUCUGACUGAAAUCUCCCUUAGUCUUUUAUCACACUCUCUCGACCCUUAACGAUCGGAAUAAUGCACGUUCAGCAUUACAAUCAAGAAUUUAACUUUUUCUCAUUACAGUAUCCAGGAGGUUGCUGUAGCGAGAACGUACUGCUUUGUUUGACGAAGCAUACUGUACAUCUUCACAGGGUGUAUAUUUCUCAUUUUUCGCCCACUGCGAAACUUUCGAGUGAUUCAAUGCUAAAACGCUGCGAUCAGAAAUUGAAACUCAGCGCGUCAACCGAAUUUAUCGCAGCUCUUUGUCUUGCUUCAAAUAAACCGCUUAAAACAAUCGUAAGGUUAGAGCGAAGUCAAAUGUUUGUGUUCGCUUUCUUUGGCCCUUAUUUAGUGGACGAAGACAGUCGUUUUGAAACAAAUUUUCGCAGUGAUAGUUUAGGGGUGCACUUCUGAUCAUGUAAUAACUUCGCUAGGAACUUGUUUUUAAUUUUUGUGGCCGAUACAAGUUUACCAGUUAUGCAGGAGUCGUCUAAAGGUAUUCCUUGCGGAUUGUGCAACAUUGUGCUUUUGUUUCUUUUUGGAUUUAAACUUCCCUCGGCAAACAGUUUUCUGUAAAAACCCGCGGCAUGCGACGCAUUCGUGAUCGUCAUGUAAUACUUGAGCAGUAUCGGAGUGGAGUGAGUUUCGUCACGUAUUCUGCAAUAUAGCCUCAUUGUUAAAAUGUUGUUGUUCUCGGUGCAAAAGGGCGCCUCACGGCAGACGUUUUAUUUCAAACAACUAAACUUACGUUUUCGCGAAUUUUAGAAAGUUUAUCGAUAGAACUUGCACAACUUUCAAUAAACAGAUUGUCGAACUUACGGCUCAAGAGCACAAGGAUUAAGUUCCAUUUUCAAGGACGAGGUCAUUUGUGAUUACUUAUCACGACAUAGAGGAAUAGCAAGUUCCUGAUUUGUGCCUUACUUUCUUAACUUCUCUGUUUUCACUAAACAGAUCAAGUUUUCUUUAUCAACUCGUUUUCAUCUCAUCUCAGUUGGAAUCAGGACAACCAUACAUUUUUUCAGCUUUGGGAAAGAGCAAUUUGCUCAAAGUUUUUGAACUCUGCUAGCGAGCAAGAAUCUGAUCUACCGCUACAAUUUAUCUGAACUUGUUUACGAUUGAGAAUAAAUCGCUUGCAUUGAAAUGUGUGCAGCAACAUAAAAGAUUAAACAAGAAUGUCGCCGCGAAUGGGAUUUGUUCAUGAUGACACUGGGAAAAUAUUCGUCUUGAAACUAAAUAUUGGGCCACAAUUUUCGAAUUCCGCAAACAUUUUUGUUCUCUAGCCAAGAGACAUUCACUUGAUGAGUGAGUUUAGCCCUCCUAGCGUCUGAAGAGCGAUAGAGGCAUAGAAACAUUUUAGUUUAAGAUCGCGAGAUUUAUUUCGUAUUAAAAAAUCGACGAAGGUAACGAACAUACUCACGCACGCAAAAGGCCACUCCAAAAAUAUGUAUGAUGCAAGGAUAUUUUUUUGAAUCAUUUGCAUUUGUUUUGCUUGACUCCACCAUGCGCUCAGUAUUUUGGCUGAUAAUUAUGAAAGUUGGGAUAUAAUGAUCUGUCACAAACUUCGAUAACUUUCUGUUUAGAAGCAUUUCAAACUUGGCAUGUUAGUGGCUUCCCCUACGACUAAAAUACACUAGAUUACUGAUCAUUCCGUGGGUUCAGCGAACAGUCUAACACAGAAGCUUAUAUAACUAAAAACAUAAUCAAACGAAACAUUUAGCUCAUUCUAAGGCGAAAAACACGAGACCUGACACCUGACGAAUAAGAACUGGUUGGGAACUAAGUGAGAAAGAAAAAGCGAAAGAGCAAUAAAAACACCAUCUUUUUCAAGAUUCCAUCAGUUGGAUAAAAAUUAGCAGUUAAAAAAGGAAAGAUAGCAAAUUGAGUACAUAUUAUUUUUGUUUACUAUUAUUCAGCAUACUCUACGUGCGAAUGCAUAUUUAGAUAAUUCAACACAAAAAGGAAUUGUAAACAUGACGUUUCCUGACUAUUGUUUUGGUUGAAAGGAAACUUUUAACCUGUCUGUUUUCUCCUUUUCCUCUACUAUCAUUUAUCCGCACUGUAGUUUGUGUUAAAUCUACCUUAAGUAAGUGGUGACAUUCUCUUGAGCAUCUAUUUGUAAAGCUAUUUUAGCAGCGAAAUUUGAAUUGACUCCUUUCAGCUCUGAAAUCCUUUGACAGCUACGUAGCUACAUCUACGGGAAUUCAAGAUUUUAUCAUUUGAAAUGACAAACUAAAUUGUCAUACAAAUUCUUUCCAGAGGAAAGAAAGGACUAAAAAAUAAAUUUCUUGAUUAACAUUUACCACUGAAAUUUUUAUGGACAGUAACAUACAACACCUUCAACAUAAAUUGUGUAUAAUUUUUUAAUGUGAAUUGCGCUUCAUUAAACUCUUUCAGACUUAAAAUACGGUAAAUAUAAACAGUUUUGAUCGCUGAAUGGAAUUUGCUAGUCGAACUACACCGAAAAAACCUAGAGUGACUAGAAUAUUAAAAAGAAAAAAGCAAACCAUGAAACAAAACAUUUGUUUUCAACUACAAAAAUAUAUUCAAGGAUAUGAAAAUCGGAAACUAAAAGUAAUUCAGAAUUAUAUCAAAUUCAAAAUGUAUUAGAAACUGCAAAAGAAAUCACAUAAUGUGUGAGGUAGCUGCAUUUUGGUUGAACCGCAACAUGUGUGAAGCUCACAACAACUCAAAUUUCACUCACGAGAUAAAGAGGAAAUGUUUAAUUCGUCGUUGAACAAAAAUGAGAAACUUAAGCACUAGUUUAGUUUUAAGCAUGUUACCACUUUGCCUUGUUUUUAACUUACAAGAUACAGGUGAAUCAAAAAGGUUUUCUGAGAAGAAGAAUAAUAUGUAUUUGCUAAUUGUACACAGUCAAAUGCAACGUUUUUUCGCCAUGGUCGAUCCCUAAGGCUGACUCCAAAUUCAAAUUACAUUUGCCUCAAUAUUUCAGCCAUAGGCUUUGACCAGUUGAAACAGACUGUUGGAAGGGGGGAGAGGGGUUAGACUUUGCCUGCUACCAUCAGUGUAAUACUGACUAAUACAAGUUUGUCUGUUUGCUAAACUUCAGGUUCUAAACAGACGCCCUUGAAAUUAGUUUCGGCAAACACAGAGCUACACAUCAUUAUCAUCACCAUCGUUCGAUACACAGCUAGAAGCAAUUGUGAAGUGCACUAAACAACACAAAUAGAAAUAAAGUCACUGUUAUUGUUUCCAUUUUUCUCCUCUUGCUUGUAAUGGAGAUGAAAUGGCCCAGUGUGACUUUGAUCCAGAAUGAUAAGUUUGAGUUUGAGCUCUAUCCAGGUCACUGUGUUGUGGUCUGUUCAAAGAGGGAGUUAUGAGGGGCUUCUGGGUCAUGAGCAUUUUAACCCCUUACACCCUAACGUCAGUAAGCACAUUCUCCAUGCGGUUUUCCAUAAAUUUCAUAAGAUGCUGACAAGGAGAAUUUGUUUAACAAUCAAGAGCCUCUUUAGCUGGUAGUCAUUUCUUUUAUUUUCGAGACCUGAACACAUGAUUCUGGGGAAAACUGUAAGGAUAAAUGAAAUGCCAGUCACUCUUAGAGGUCAAAGGGUUAAAACUUUCUUUCACUUUUGCACCUCACAGAUGGAACAGUGACGUUACCCGUGAAAACUUUCAAAGUGCAACAAGGAAGAGACUUCAAAGUAUCAUGUGAGGUGAUAGGAGAAAAGUUUUUGCAUUGGAGAACACCAUCAAAACUAGCUCGACCAGGGGUACCAGCAAUACCAAGUGUUAACAUUAAAGAAGAACAGACCACAGGUCGCAGAAGCAUCAAAGUGUCUGGAAACACUUACCAGCUAACAAUAAAGGAUGUUUCUGUGCAAGAUGGAGGGGAUUAUGUCUGUCAAGGAUCAGCUGGUUCAGCAGUCUUUACCCUUGAAGUUGACUGUGAGUAAUUACUUAUAAGUUCAUGUAACAUCUGAUGGUGCGUUAUCAAAUACUGUUCUCUAUACAUUUCCUUAGUGCUGGUAAGGAGAAUUUGUUUAACAACCACGACCUCCUUUUGUUGAUGAUCAUUUCUCUAUUCUUGUGACCUAAAUGUUUGAUUCAGGGGCAAUAAUAUUAAGAGAAUUGGAUGCUGGUCACUCUCAAAGGGUUAACGGGAAAUGCACCACAGUUGUUGGGUCAAGCAAUGUUGGGAAAUCUUUCCAUUCACAAAAUGGUCAUAGAUGUGCAUGUAUGUAAGAUGUUGCAGCAUUAUUUGGUUUAAACUGUAUGAAAACUCUAAAAAGUCCUACACCUAUAUGCAAAACUUGAGAAAAAUAAAUGGGAUCUCUCUCAAGUCAACCUGAGAACCCUUAGGCACUACAUUAUUUAAUCUUUACGACAGUGGUCAUUCACAAUUAAAUCUAUAAAACCUUCCUUGUUUGUACUGAAUGUGAUUAAUUACAAUUUCUUUAUCAAUUUCAAAAAUUUUGAGGCAUGAAUUAAUCAAAUUAUACAGGACUACCUAAAGUACAAUAACCUGAAUGAUGCGUGUGCACUCUUACAAGAACUCACAGAACACCAAUGUUAGCCACAGCAUUUGACCCACCAAAGUAAAAAAUGUGGCUGGAAAAAAUUGGAAAAAUUGAGCUCCUUUAAAUAUUGUAUAUACUGUUGGCCCAGAAUUGAUAAAUCUUUAAUCCAACCCACUACAUGCAAGUGUUGUGCUAGGUCUUCUAAGGCAUCAAGAGGGUAGUUCACAAUGCCAGAGCUUAUCCUAAAACUAUUGACAUGAAGUACCUAGGUGUAUGGCUGUCUCUCUCAACUGAAAAGCUAGUCCAUCACAUAAAACCUCCAGCACCUGGCUAAUUUUUCUGACAGUUUGCUGGUACCUCUACUGAUUGAUAAUUUCCGGGUGAAUAGAAGCAUCCCGUAUCUUUCCCAAGAACCAAAGCCACUGACCAAGUGAUCAGAUGCUUGGACUCCGAUAUGUACCACAAAAACCUGUUCACUUGGCCAUCAUACCCUCAAUUAGGUACUAGACAAAAGCUUGUUUAAAUCAAACUGCUUUAGGUACCAAAACUAAAACAACAAGUUGAAAUACAAUCUUUUCUUUUAACAGUUGAGAUAGGAGGGGUCCAAAAAAAACAGACCCUUAAAAUUGGUGAAAAAGGGACCAUAGUGCUAGAUGUACCUGCUUUCCCUUCACCUACCUAUGAAUGGGUUAAGGAUGAACAGGAGUUGACCUUCCCUGACCCAAGUGGAAGAAGAUCCCUGGAUAGCUACACAGGAUCAAUAGUCAUCACACCAGUUCAGAAAAGCGAUGAAGGAAACUAUUCUUGCACAGUGACCCUUGGAACAGGAGACACAGCUCACAUUGAAGUGACAGUUGUUGGUACGUCCCUUUGAAUUAAAUAACAAAUUUAAUGGAAUCCUAACUUGUACAUCUGUUGACAACAAUAUGUAAAAAAAUAAAUAAAUAAAUAAUAAUAAUAAUAAUAAUAAGCAUUUCCGAGCAUACAUCAUUACAAUAUCAUUUUUAUAUUGUCAAAAAAGUAAAAAAUAAAAACUUGUUCAGAUGAUAUACAAAAAGAAAUAGUUUUAAUAUUCAGCAGAAAUAAAUGAAAAAUAACUGUGUAUCAAAUAGGUUGGUACAUGUAUGGAUAAAAAGAUUCCUGGUUAUUGUAAUUUCUAAAAGUAUUUUAACUACUUGAGUAAUUGUUUCAAAAAGAGUUUGAUGUAAAUGGUAUCUUUCUGAGUGUUUUGUUUGGAUUCAAACCUAAAGAUCUACAUUUCAAAGAUCACCUGCUCAAACUUUCACAGAAACUUUAUCAGAAUUUAAAAAUGUUUAGGUCAUUUUUCAAAUGUUUGCAAACAGCUGAAGAUCUCUUUUCAGCAAAUUUAUAGAAGUUGGCUCCUCUCCCCAUGCCUUAGCUUUGACACCAAAUCUUCAACUCUCAGAAACGUGAUAUUGAAGUACAUGAUGAUCUUGUCUCUGAAGUCCUUCAACCAUUUUCUGACAGCAUCUUUAGAUUUCCAAUCAUUUGUCGGCAAUAAAAUGCAGACAGUUUUGUUCCCUGAUAUGGAAGUCACCUUACAUAACAUUAAUACUACACUGUGAUUAUUUUCUUUUCAGAAAUGCCAAAAAUCAAUAAGGCCAAAGGGAAUCCUGUAUCACGAAGAUUAACACAAGGUUUUAAUGCAACGUUCCUAUGUGAUGUUGAGUCUGGCUAUCCCAAGCCAAACAUUGAGUGGUGGUUUGAGUGGUCAGGUAAGGUAAAACAAGUGGAGGUGAUACACUAUCCACGAUACACACAUCCAACUCCUAAUGCAUGGACAAUAACAAAUAUCCAGCUGGAGGAUGUAGGAAAAUACAGAUGCAUAGCAACAAAUGAAGCUGGGGAAGAUGUUCAGCUGUUUGAGAUCACUAGUGUUGAUGGUAAGUUGGUUAGCUUUAAGUUAUCCCAAGUAAAUAAAACAAGUACACAUGACACACAGUUAAUACUAGGUAGCAGAUAAAUGUUGAAUACCAAGGGAAACACUUUGGCCUAGUGUGCUUUAAAUGCUGGACUAAAAGGUCUCAAUUUGAGCUCCAGUGGCCCAUCAUCAACCCAUGUGUUGUAUCCUUGGGUAAGAAUUGACUAAAGUGGAUGUCUCUAAUCAAAGACAAGGCUUGGCAAUGAGUAUUUGUAAGUUUAAAUUGAAAAGGUUGACAACGUGAGGGGUUUCUAAAGCUGUUAAAAGAAGUGGCUGCUGACAGUGGAAUAAGCAGAUGUUACCACAAAAAAGGCCGUUCCUGGUAAAAAUACCUAUGAAUGUUACCAACAACUCACAUAAAGCCUUGUAAAUAGUAGUGGCUCACUGCUAAGUGGCUUUCACUGAAAGACUAAGCCAGGCAACUCAUGUUAACAUCUGUACCAACAAGUAAUCUAUUUACCUUUUCAGUUCCACCGACAAUUGAUCCAAUGGAUGAUAUCAUAGCCAAUGAGGGCAACAAAGUUGAGUUGACCUGUUCAGUAACAGGUACUCCAAAACCUACAGUGGAAUGGUACUACCUUGGAAGUUACUACUUCGACCAAACGGUAAUGUAUUUGAUAUCAUUACAAUUCAUUUGAAUUCUCUGUUCUGUGAAACUCAUAAUGAACACCUGCACAUUCACCCUUUUGUUUCCAGAAAUUAACCAGCAGCCACCGUUUUUUGGGAAGUGAGCCUUCUUUACCUUGUCCCCCCCCCCCAAAAAAAAAAAAAAAAGAUUUCAACCCAUAUAGUUUGAUUCAAAAUAAAAUAAAAAUUCCCUGACCUGACUUGUCACUGGCCCUUUUGUCCUGCUAUCAGACUUAACUUAACUUAACCUUGGGUACAAGUGGAGGGGGAGAAGUGGAAGGGUAAGUCCUAGUUGUGCGAACCCUCUUCCCUGUCAGCUGACAUUUUCCCCUUUUACCCUCCAUUGACUAUGAUCACACUAAAGAUUUCUUUGCAAGUGUUUUAAGAAUUCUAACUUUAAAAGUUAACUGGUCUUUUGCCUUGGCUUUUCCUUGACUGUGGUAAUGGUCUAUACACAUUUGAAAAAUUAUAUGGUAGUAUUAUGCUUCACCUGUCGGGCUUGGCUCAUUCUUUCAGGUUUUAGAGGAUGAUCAAAGCAACAAAAUCACUGCAAAAAUAGUAUUUACAACAGUGAAAGUUCAAAACUCUGGAAAGUAUACGUGCAUAGCAAGAAAUGGUGCCCGCAACUUGACUUCCGAUACCGUUAUUGAGGAAAAGAAAAUGAUUGAACUACUUGUAAGAUGUAAGUUGUCUGAUGCACAGACCUUGCCUAAUUUUUUCACAGUAGAACAUACAAACUCAAGGUGGAUUUUGUAUUAGCAGCAUUUUCUGACUGAGCUAAAGUGAACUCACUAUCAUCAUGUUCCAAAGACAACUCACAAACCAUAAAAAAGGGCUCCAUUCAUCAAAAUUUAGCCACAGCUCUUCAAAGCAAUUAGAAACUCUUCGAUCUCCAAAACACAAUGCAAUUGCACUGCUUCCAAAAGGGAUUACAAUACAUCCCAGUUGAUAAUUUCUUAGUUCCCACAAUCAGUAAACAUGAUGAUGUAUUAAACCAUGUAUAGGAAAGAAUAUCUUGUGAUCAGUUUGUUAGAAGUUUUUAAACUUACCAGAAUCAUUUUAUAGUCAUGUCUUCCUUGAAUUGAUGAGUUGGAUUUAUCAUUCAUAAAACAAUUUGCAACGUUUUUCUUUAUUCCAUUCAGCAAUGCCAAAAAUCAACUCACUUGAGUCACCUUCUCCAGUUUACUCUUUUGUGGGACGCAGGAUUCCUGUGUCAGUCACGUGUAAUUUCUAUGGAUAUCCAGUUCCGACAGUGAAAAUGUUUUCUGAAAAUGGCACAGAGAUUGCACAUGGAAACCAGUCAGUGUCAAUUAACAUCACUACUUUAUCUGAGGAUGAUUUUGGUGUUUUCAACUGCACUGCAGAGAAUGCUGAAGGAACAGCAGACUAUAUGGUGGAGUUGAAACAAGCAGGUAUACAAAAAAAGAUUACAUGACCACUCAACUUCCUUAUAUAACAGGGCAGUCAGGGAAAGAAUGAAAUUGUUGACACUUCCGUGGAUAUCAUAUGAUAAACUUCUUGCUACCAAGUUUUGAAACUUUUUACCAAAUCUAUGCCAGUAACAAAUAUCUCAAAGGGCAAUAUCGUGAUGUAGAAGCUACCAAAAAUGAUUAUUCAAAAAUACAGAUUUCGGCAUGUUAAACACAUACUACAUCUAAGCAAGAGGCUCCAUUCCUCAUGUUUAGAUUGUCUAAACUAAUCAUGAUGUAUUGCAAACACUUUACUGUGUUUAAGGUUUCCAUAACUGCCUUGCAUUCUCCCAAUUCACCUUGUUUUUAGAUAAGGCUAUGUGAACACAGAAAAACUCCUCUAUGGCUCCCAUGAAUUGUUCUUUUACACAAACUGUAGUGUCAAAACUGUGCUCGCCGCUCAUUUAAAUACUCCGUUUGACUAACAAGAGCACUUGUUCAAUACUGAUAAUCCUAUGAAGUGUUAAUCCUUUUCAAAAGGUAGUGAGAACAUUGGAAGUCUUAUAGAGUCAUAAACAUAACCCACCAUCAAAAAAAAAAAUAUUUAAAUCUGCAACUGAGCACUACACCCUUCAAAAUUCGUAAGUAUCAGUGAUUAAAGGUUACAUGUACCAUUUUUUUUCACCAAAAUUUUUGGUAUUAGUUCCACCUGGCCCACCUCAAGAUGUCCAGGCAGAGAAAACUUGCAACAGCAUCACUCUUAUGUGGAAGCAACCAUUGGACAAUGGUGGCAUGCCUAUCACCCAUUAUGUCAUAACAAUAUUGUCAAAUGACAGUGCAUUCCUGAGCAAAAAUGUUGACUGGCCUGCAAAGAUGCACAAGAUCGAUUAUGAGUUUACAGCAGAAACUACUUAUGAAGUGAGGAUAAAAGCACGCAGUGAGCCAGGAACAGGACAGGAGGUGAAACUUUCUGUCAGAACCGACAAAUUCUGUGAGUACAGUAACUGUAAAAAGGCUUACAGGGCUGUAUAGUAGCAAAGGUUGCAACUUAUACCUAUCAACAUAUAUUGAUAACGGUGAAUUGAACAGUUUACACCUGAAUCAUAGGAAGUGCGUUUAACACAGAAGGUGGGAUAAUUCUAAAAUUAUCAGCACUAAUUGACACUACCACCAGUGCCUUUGUUUGGAAGCCUAGUAUAUCAACUCCACCUGCGCUCCAUUAAAUUGCUAUGAUGGUGGCUUACUACCUGAUGCCUAUUUACACCUCAUGAGAAAAAAGGGCAGCUAAUUAUUACGCAUAUAAAAAGGACCUCUUGUUGCAGCGGUUAGAUCACCCCUGAUGAAGGCACUAGACAGGAGUAGCAAAACAUUGGGUCCAUGAAUUUUAACUUCUUGGUUACAAUCAUUAAGUCUUUAAACCAGAGUAGCAUCAAGCCAUGUCUGAUUGUCCACCUGGUUGCAUUGUAUGUUACAUAAUUUCAAAUUAACUUGCUGCCAGCCUAUAGCUCUUGGAGUCAAUUACAUGUUCUGUUUAGCUAACUUGUGUCUCACUACGCAUUUGGCUUUCUAGCCUGCAUCCCCAAGCAUGUUUAAAGUAAGGCUAAAACCAUUCAGCAAAGAUAUAAAAGGGGUGACCUCUGUGAUUACCAACUGAUCUGCUGUUGGUCUCUUGAGCUUAACAAUAGAGAAAAGGUUUCUUUUUUACAAAUUCAUCUGCAGCUGUGUGAGCAUGGCUUGAAUCUAAGUAAUUGGAAAUGCCUUUUGAGUAUUCAAGGUAAUCAAACCAUUUUAUACCCAGUCAAUUUAAUUGCUUUGUGGGACAAGAACAUCAAAUGUUUAAUGAAAUGUUGACAAUAACGAUGAACUUAGAACACUUGAAAGAUUUGCUGUUUAGUGUUAAAAAAAUUAAGCGAAGCUGAGCACAACACUGCAUACUAAGACAAUCAACUUAAAUACAUAGGUGUGCCUGGAAAACCCACCAUCACCAACACAGAAAUGAAUGUUGAUGUAGACUUCAUUGUAACCUGGGAAGGGCCAAAGGACGAUGGUGGUGAUCCAAACUUGAAAUACAGUCUGGAAUGGCGCAAGAAACCCAUAAAUGCCAACACAGAAGUGAGUAAAGAAGAGAACAUCCAAGAAACUCAAUUCAAGAUUACUGGUCUUGACUAUGGGUCAGAGUAUGAGGUAAAACUCUUUGCAGUCAACGAAGCAGGUGAUAGUGAGGCAGAUACCAAGGAUUUCAAAACAACACAAGAACCAGGUAAGUCAUAUUCACAACUUCACCUGAGGUACUCCUAUCUGUCUUUAAUAUGUAUAACAAAGCAAAAUAUUUUUUUUCCUGAUUAAAAUGAACCACAGGAUUCACUUCUCAUGAGCAAUUUUGAAGGGCUUAAAAAUAAGUGGAAAAUUUGGAAACAUUUCAGUUCAAAAAAUAUGUAAGCAAUGAUAGGUACAAUUAAAACAUUUAACUAUAGCUUGGAUCAAAAAUACAAGGCAGUGCUCUGUGUGCUAUCAGAAGAGUGAAGUCAUCACAUCCAUCUCAGAUUUGAUGACUUUCUACGGCAUUCUGAUAUAGAGCAAUUACUGACAGAGUAUAUGUAUCUAUACUGUGCAAUUUGAUCAAAGGCCAGGUAAAUUAAAUAUCAACCAGAGUAAACCUCUACCUAGAUGAAAAAAAGUUAGAAAAUUUACCAUUUGGGUACCAAUUUAACUUUCAAAAAGCCUUAUUUUUCUGAAAUCACAUUUGAAAAGAUAUGAUGAAAGAAUAAUAAUCAAAUAGGAGGAAAAUUCACUAUAAAAGAAAAGUUCUCUACCUAGCAUACAGUCAACACAAAAAAAUUAGCGUAAACAAUCAUACUGUGGUCAAGUAUAUGUUAAAUGGCUGAUCCAUCUGAUUCCAGGCAACACAUCAAGAGCACAUGAUAAUUUGAUUUCAGCAACUGAGUUGAUAUGUAAAUUGGCCUUUGUAAAGAGUUUCUAAAGCUAAUGUUUUGAGUAUCAUAGCCCUUCAUCAGGUCAAGAGCACAGCCUUGUAAAAGCAGUCUCAAUUAUCAGUUAUCAAUUUAUAUACUACAGAGUUCACACAUUUAGCAAAAUUAUCUCACUAACCUAGUACUUAUUAAAAAAUAUCUUCAUACCAUUAAUGCGAGAUUUCUUGCUAAUUUAUUUUUAAUUACGUCAUAACUAUUGCCCUUAUCACGCACUGUUUUGUUUCAUUUACUAACACACUUUAUAAUUUUGUUACUCACAAUUACUCGUAUUUAAACUGACGUACAUUUAACACUUUUCUUCUUGGGCACAAACAGCCAUCAAUAAAUCCAGAAUAUGUGUGAAUAACACACUAAAUAAAAUGAUAAAUGUGGAUAUUCUUAGAACAACCACCUACCAACUUCUUAACAUGAUUCUAUCUAAUUAACCCAGCUUCUGAAAUACAUAGAUCCACGAUACUCUUUCACAAAAUUAAUGCACUUUUAAGUUUAAUUUGAAUUAUAGUUAAAAUUGUAUUUCCAAUUAAAUACAUUAUAAACACAAUAUAAACCUGUUUUAUUUUUUGAACUUUUAUAAUUCAGCAAGCACCACAAGUUCCACACAAUGUAAGUGCACCCACAUAUUUUGUUGUUAUUAUUAUUAUUAUUAUUAUUAUAUAUAUAAACAUAUUAUAUAUUAUUUUCUUUCAGUUGGCUAAAAAUAAAACGGUAUUUAAUAAGCUCCUUAGAAUUUAAAGGUACUUAAAAGAAGGUUUUAAUGUCACUUGUUUCCAAUAAGACUGGGAUUCACCUUUCAUAUCGUCUAACCCUUUAACUCCCAAGAGUGACAACUAUCUUGUUUCUCCUCACAAAACACCCCUGAAUCACACAUUAUUAAAGAAAAUGAUUGCAAACUCAAGACACUCUUAAUUGUUAGCCAAAUCCUCCUUGUAAUUACCAUGGGUAAUGCACAGAAACAGUUGGGAGAGUUUGCAUUCCAAUGUUUGGAACCUAGUAAACAUUUUGUUCAGACAGAAAUUUCAAGUUAGUAAGCAGAUAUUUUAAGCCACAGCCAUUCCAUUUUAAAGAAUUAGAUGUUUUUUUACCAUAUUUUUCUGAGUUCUAACUCAUUAUCUUAAUCACUACCAGGUAUUUGUUGAUAAUAAUAAUGGUGAAGCAAAUUUUUUUUAAUUAAAAGACUUCCCUAUGGCAUAAAUAAAUUCUAAAAAUUGUAAUUAUCAACUGGAGGUAUUUUAGAUAAAAUAUAUAAAAAAUAACAAAUAAAUAUAAGCAUUGCUUUUUUGAUAUUGGAUAAAUGGAUAAAUAAUGAUUCUGGCAGAAUUUAUUUUACACUAAGUAAUAAAUUCUUUUAAAAAUAAUUAAAUCACAGGUCAGAUCGCCCAAGAUAAAUUAAAACUGUAGGAUAAUCUAAUACAACUACUUUGUGUUCAGCUGCAAUGUAACCACAAGUUCAAAGCUGUCUGUCUGAUUCUCUAUUUGUUAACUCUCCUUAUUCAUUAGAGCUGCAUGCUCUAAGAGUCCAUGAAUUAUGUGCAGUUUUUUCUUUGAAAUACUUCAAUGUGACUUUUAAAUCCACAAUUCCUUUAAUUAUUUCUCUUUACCAACAAAAGCAUCCCUUGUUAUUCUAUAUUUUUGAGCUGAGUGCUGUUGUUAAGCAGGUUUUAUCUUUGACCCUUUAACUCCCAAGAUCUGAUCAUUAAUUCUCCCCUCUAGCAGCUACACAUUUCCUUGUAAAUUAGUCAUAAGAACUUGGUGCUAGAUCAAGAUGGCAGCUUCUACCUGAUAGUUUGAAUGUUCUCAUUACCUGUUUGCUGAAUAAUGUAUGGAUAUUGUAGGGAGAAGAUUUAAGUUAAUCACUUCUGGGGGUUAAAUGGUUAAGUAACUCCCAAUUAAGUGCUAAUUUCUCCUAUGAGGUCCAUAUGGGGUGGGGUGAUUUGGAGGUUGACAAGCAAUAGAAAUUGCCUUUCUGUUUUGAAUGUAUCAAAGUUAUUACAGAUUGGGUGUGGUAGUAGGUUGAGUGGUUUUAUUAAAAAAUCAAGAGGUUUCACAACAACAUGCCAAAUGUACAUCAAGAUUCUUUGGUCUGUGUUUUGGUUCAAUCAAGUUUGUUUUUGGUCAUUUUUCUUUCCUUGAGAAGAGGUCUUUGCUUUGUGCACACUGGCUCUCAACCUUAAAGAUUGUACUUGACAUUUCCAGAAAAAACAUAUACCAAAAAAGUUUAGGUCUACACUCUAAUUCAUUUGUACUAACUUGAUGGCUUGAUUGUCCCUUGUAGCUAAUGUGCAAUCCUUUCACACUGGAUCCCCCACAUUCUCCUAUCGCACGGGAUCCCCCACUUCAAGCCCACUCACAUCAGAAAACAAACAAACCGUGACCACAUGUAAGUGGAGUCUCUUAUUUGAAUCAUGAUUCAGGUCCAUAAUCUGUUCAAGAACAGAUUCAGAUACAAAGUCUGUUCAAGUCUCAUCUAAGCUUGGUUCACUUUCCUGACUUAAAACUUCUCAUGGUGGUAUUUUUCUUGUGUUGCUGUAGAGUAUCUUUGUCUUGGUGUGGGUGUCUAGGUGCUCGGAGUGACUUCAUUGUCUUUGUGUUUUGGUUUGCAAGAGAGAAAUGUUGGUGGUACUUGUUUUUGAAAAUACAUCUUUCCCAUCAUUUAAGUAUUUGCUUCUGUUUAAUACACAACGAAUUGAAUUGGUUUUUAUUUCUUGUGUUGCUGUAGUGUAUCUUUGUCUUGCUGUUGGUGUCUAGGUGUUCAGAGUGAUUUCAUUGUCUUUGUGUUAGGUUUGCAAGAGAGAAAUUUUGGUGGUACUUGUUCUUUGAAAGUACAUCUUUACAAUCAUUCAUUUUUAUACUCCUAUUUAAUACAGAACAACUGAAAUGAAUAAAAUUUUUAGGUUUAGGUAUAAAAAAUUUAUUACCAUAAGUGGUAUGUGCAUUUUGAAAGAGUCUUUUCCAGUGUCUGUCCUAGAAUUGAUUUCAUGAGAAUGGGCAGACAGCUGAAUGUUUUAAGUACUGCAUUUAUAAUUGCUAAAAUCAAAGAAACAAGCUUAGUUUUAAGUCUUAAAGAUAAAGCAGCCAUAAAUUGCAUUUAUUCAGAUGGAAAAUAUUAAUUAAACGAUGAAAGUCAUAUCCAUCCUCAAAAUAAGUUUUUUAUAAAAACUAUGACUUCUAUUGACUCAUCAAUUUAAGUCCAAGCAUUGCUUACUUAAAAAUAACACCAAAAGUCAAACAUAACAUAACUUCUAAAGUAAAAUUAGUUACAUGUUCUCCAUAGUCUCAUUUUCUCUGUGCCACUUUCACUAAUUGUUUCACCAGAAUGUGUUUUUUUAGGUUCUCUCUCCACUAUUUUCUUGAAUUCAGAUCACCAUGCCUUUUUAUUUUGUUUUUUUCUUAAAUUACCACUCGUCAAUUUUGUGCUCAAAGGAAGAGCUGAGCUUAAAUAACAUCAUAAUAAUAAUCUACUAACACAGCUCCAAAUCUAAACCAGUAAUUCAUAUCAAAUUUCAUUUAUUAUUCAGAAUCAUCUGUAAUUUUGUAAGGUAAAAUUCACAAACAUUAAUUUCCAAGAGUCACAAUGAAUUACUUACUUUAUCCAUUACAGUCAUCGAUUGGUAUAAAUAACUUGGAAUCACAGCUAAUUUCGUAAAAGGAAAAAUCAUCAACCAUUUCCUUUUUACUUCAAUGUUGCAUUACUUGCUUUUCCAUACAAAUUUCUAUAUCAACCUCAAGGUUAAAAUAUUGAAAAUUCCUAUGAAAUGUAGCUUUUUUUUCUGUUGAAUAUUUUUCAAUACCCCUCUCCACUAACCUGUUAAGCUUUGUUAUAGCUACUCCAAGUCGUCCUCCUUCUUCUAAAUCACCAUUUACUGAGGUUUCUGAACCAAAAACAACAGCACCUUGUAAGUCUUUGGAUGUUUAAAUCCUUUUUUCAUGCGCGAACAACUGAAACACAUGCGUACUCACAAUUUAUCUUCUCUAGAAACAAUUUUACGCUGCACCUCUUCAGUAUGUUUUACAUCUGACAUACAUGUAUCAGAUAUACAGAGGGGUUCUUAUCUCGCUAAAGAUCAGUGUGCAUAAGUACAAGAAAAACAUGAAGUCAUUUUUAGAUCUGGUAGUUAAAACAGAAACAAUUAUGCAAUUAUUUGCUAACAAGAGCAGAUUUCUACCUUGGCUAAAUUCACUUGAAUACUCUUGUGUUAUUUUCACCUAGGUUAGAAAUAAGAAGAGAACAAAAGACCUCAAUGAUUGAAAGAAAAAAAAAAUGAAAAAGGAUGUCUCAAAAGAAACUAUGCUCUUGUCAGAUGGGAGUGGCACAAUUUGUCCACAGUAAUAGGACAAUGACAAAGUUAACUUGACUUGAAAACCAAAUCUGAAAAAAAAUGUGAUUUGUUGAGUCUCUCCCACUGUGAUGGGUGAAUCCCUUAUUCCACCUUUGUCAAACAUCAUCCAUUCACAAAUGGCAUUCAUGAUUCAUCGUUCAACCUAUCUCGUUUCGCUUCCUUUGAUAUUCUCCACAUGUACACUACCUUUCACCCUGUUACCUUUGUCAUCUUCAGCCAGUAAUCUUGCCAUAACCAAAUAUCAAAUUCUUAAAAAUGGUGAAAGUUGCAUGUCCAGUCUCUGAAUGUUCCUGAUUUCUUUGAAUCCGCUUCUAGCUUCUGUGAAACCAACUGCACUAACUACUCCUGGAGCAAGUAAGUUCAGCUGUGCAAUGAAACAAUUUAAGGGGGGCUUACUGAUCAGAAGGAAACAAAGAUAACUGAUUCACUUAAUGCUACGAAAUUGUUUGGCUUUGUAUUUGCUUUCAAUCUUUAAAUGACCUUUCACAGGGUAGCUAAGAUCUAACACAAAAAUUCUUUAAGGUUUUGAUAAAUUGAACACAAAAUAUAUAUAUAACAAAUUUUAGAAGAAACUUAUGUGGCUAAUUAAAAAUGAAAUGCAAGAGUACCAGAGAGAAAACCAUCAAAAGUUCUAAUCUGCAGACUAAGAAUCAGUGGUUAGUUACUGUUUAUCAAUUGUAACUAUCACCUUUCCUAGGGUAUGUUUCAUGUAUAAAAUAAAGUUAAGUUUACCCUUCAACACACCACUGAUUUUAAGCUAAAUUUAUGAGCCAUAGUUUUUUUCAAACAUUUAUACAAUUCUAUGAUGAUAAUUUGGAUUGUCACGUAUCUGUGUGGAUGACUACAAUGUGGAAGUAUUUCAAGAAUUUCAAAACUUCGUAAGUUAACCCUUCCACUCCCAAGAUCUAAUUAGUAAUUCUCCUUACUAUCUGCCAUACAAUUCUUAUGAUGUUAGUUCAGAGAAUUUGGUAUUGGAUCAACUAAUAAUCCCAUGAUUGAUAUUCUUCUCUAUUCUCAUCACCUGCCUGCUUGAUAUUGUAUUGAUGUUGUAAGGAGAAAGUCUGUCUUGGUCACUUGUGGGAGUGAAAGGGUUAAUGGCCAGUAGGUUCUUUAGCUUCUAAAACAGCCUCUUAAGCUUGAAUUAAACUAAAAUAUAUGUUUAAGUUCAUUUUAAUCACUUGUUUUUGAAAAACAUUCACUUUAAAAUAUCUUAAAAGCUGACAUUAUAGGUUGACAGGAAUAUACUAAUAUUUUGCUAGAUUAAAAAGUUUUAGAAUUUAUUGUUAAAAUAUCAUUUUAAAAAUUGUUGCAAAGCUUUUGUUGGUAAAUUAGUUAUAAGUACCUCCUCUCUCAAGUAAUAAAAGUUUUAUUAGGUACACAGUAGCCAGAAAAGGGUUUCCAAAUACUACAAAACUACCCUAAUACACCACUCAGAGAAAAUUAAUGCUAACAAAAUCUUUUACAGUAAAUAAUAUUCAGCCUUCCUUUUUGCACAAAACAAUAACAUUUUUAUCUACUCACAAUAAAAAUACAAUAUCCUGUAACAUGCUAACCCUAGUGAUAUAAUCAUAGUCACCUUGGAAUAAACACUAACCAUUUGGCUAAUAUUGAAAAAUUUAUUGCAAAAUUGCAAUAUUCAAAUAAUUAAAAGUCUUUGCAUUUUGAAGGGAAAUAGCAUACAAUGAACUAAUCUGAUGCAAUGCAUAUAGAUUGCAUCUAAUCUUCCACUUAAGCAAAGUGAAAAUUUGCAAAAUCAAACCAGCAAAUCUUGGCAUGAAGUCUUGAGCUGGUUUUGAACUAAAUUCUACAUGAUUUUGAGGCAUUUUACAUCAAUGCGACUUGUAUUUGCAGCUUAUUAUUUUGGUGGUGAAGAAGACAUCUUUAUGUGAGCCUGAGUGCAUCAUCCACCCGCACAAGAAGUACUCAGCAUGUUUGUCAGUACCAUCUGCAAUUUUAAGAAAAUCUCCAUAGUCUCUUCAAAACGCAGAUGUCUUCUUAAAAUGGAAUCAUCAUUAGCUGCUUUCUUCAGUAUUUCAAUUUCCAUCGCUGUGUUAAUUUUUCAAGAAAAUGAGGGGUUUUUCUUGUAAGCAACUGUUCCUUGACAUUUUCCAAGAGAUCUCCCGAAAUGAAUCCAUUAUUCUAGGGAACCCACUAGCAUUGCAAGAUUAAUGAGCAUUCAAAAUUUAUACGAGAAUCAAAAUGAAACAAAAGGCAGAAUUUUACUCAAGCUUCUCGAAGUUAAAUAGGGAUUGGCAAACCUAACAUCAUACUAAAAAAACCUUCUAACCACACUUUGUAACAAACCAAACCUUACGACAAAACUGACCGAAUAUUGUGGCAGAAGAAUUAUUGGAAGUUUAGGAAAAAAUUUAUCAGAACAACUGACUGUUUAAAAGUUAGGAUUUCGCGUAUUCAGGUAUUGAGAAACCCUUCAAGGCCACUGGGUAUCUUUACAACAGUAUGCAUAAUUAAGUACGUCUUAAAAUGAUUUAUGAAUGUGCAUGUCACAAAGUUUAAUUUCGAAAUCGACUUCUUGACUUUUCGUAUCAAAAUUUAAAUAUUUUGUUUCCUUGUCGCAAUUUUCCCAAACACCCAAAACCCUCUGGGUUACUGCAUAUAGUUCGCUGUAGUAUACUCUAACUUAUCCAACAACAGCCAUGGGCCCAGACGACACGAAAACAUCAUCAUCUUACCUCAACAUUAGGAAAUUUUCAGAUUCCGCCAUUAUGAAAUUCCCAGAAUGCAGUUCUAUCAGCAAUCGACCCGGGGAGGGGUGAGGAAUUAUUCGCUAAAUUGAAGAAGAUAAUCCCACGAAGGAACUCGGUUUUAUAAAAUUUUUCAUCGCCUUUUUGUUUAUUUCGACGGGGCUUGGACUUAGUAACAUACUAACCUCAACGAUUUUCUACUAACGAAGAGUUCAGUAUGGUUAACAUGCACGGAGUGAGCAUGCUGUGGUCUCACAAUAGUGGUUAUGCUGUGGCUGUUCAAGAGAGAGUCAGCUUUUUUUUUUGAACGGAAAAGAAAUAUUUUUUUGGUUCAUUUUCUUUUACUGUAGUGGAUCCCAAAGUAGGAGCUCGUACUCAGGAAGGCCUUGGAUCGGGUGCUAUCGCCGGCAUAGUGGUGGCUGUCAUACUCAUUGUCCUGAUCACUAUCGAUCUGUUCUGUUGCUUCUUCAAUUCCUGCGGGAUCAUCUUUUGUUGUCACCAGGCCUUCUGCGGAGGCGGCGGCAGCGAUAAAGGUGUCAAGCCUGGCAAGGACGACUGUAAGUAUUAACAGGACAGUUCUAUAAAGUAAAUAUGAUUGGGUGUCCAACCGUUAAAGCAAAUAUGUUACCAUUUUUUUUUGGUCAAAAUAGCGUCACAGAAAUUCUUUUUUUCCCUUGAUAUAAUCGUAAACUGAGGAAGCAGCAAUGAUGGUAAAAUAGGGGAAAAGAACACCAAAAUGGAAUGAAAAGACCAAAAAGAAGCAAGGAUAGCGACGAACAACAAAUGUUCUCGUGGAUUGCAAAUAAAAAUUUGUGAGAAAUUUUUUUUCCAAAAUGAGCCAAACGUGGGAUAACUAUUUCAAGUAAACCUGGAAAUUAACUUAGAGCAAUUUCUGCAAGUCUCCCUCCCUUCCUAUGCUUGAGCCAUUGAUGUGUCCCUAGUUUCCUUUAUAUUCGUCACUUGGAUUCGUCACGUAACGCCUACACUUCCCCACUCAAAGAACACGUUACGUGACAAGACACGUUACGUAACAAGUCCCUCUUCCUCAAGUCACGACAUCAUCAUUCUUUCAGCUUUUUUACAAAUGCUGCAUUAACACAGCAGGUCAACGGCAACUUAACCAAAAGCAAGUCAAAGCCAAAAUUUUUAUAUUUACUAGAACUGAUAAUAAGAAUAAAGAAUGUAUUCUCCUUUUUGUCUCAUGAACAGAUAAAGAUGGAAAAGCCACCGAAAUGGAAAAGUGAGUACUAUCUUUCCUAUAUUUUGAAUUUUAUUCAGGAUUUGAGCAUUCAGCCAUUACAAUUUGUGAAUUAUGUUGUGUUUCUAAAUCAUUUUCUCUACCGUUUCAGGACGCCAUUACCGGAAAGUGUGUAGCUACUGAGCCAGCGUUAAGUUGAUACAGCGGUAAUCAUCGGCACGGUCACGGGGACACCGGCGAAAACUUUUACUUUUCAAGUUCAAUCGCUUUGUUACUUCAAUAAAAAGUUAAUUAGUGACAAUAAUAGACGAUGAAAGACAUCGUUGAGAACAUUUUUAUGAAGAGUAUUUGUGGUUAACCAUUUUGAUGUUAUUAUAUUUUGCUGCUUACACAGCUAUGAUUUUGCCGCUGCAUGUGAAUUAUUUUUACUUUGGUAAAUUAUUUCUGUAUGUUGUA